Solea senegalensis (Senegalese sole) is the source of this 3283-nucleotide messenger RNA. It is a transcript of the gene qsox1, whose product is annotated as quiescin Q6 sulfhydryl oxidase 1. Gene Ontology annotation, molecular function: protein disulfide isomerase activity; flavin-dependent sulfhydryl oxidase activity. Gene Ontology annotation, cellular component: Golgi membrane. The record is from RefSeq and is a predicted model, not a curated record. Gene Ontology annotation, biological process: protein folding. Bases 96 to 2468 code for a protein of 790 amino acids. The transcript is spliced from 13 exons. Lineage: Eukaryota; Metazoa; Chordata; Actinopteri; Pleuronectiformes; Soleidae.
UAGCGAUAAAAUGCAACAAAAGUGCUGCGGUCACUGUCUGAGCGACAGUUUCCUCCUCCUCCAGCAGCAAUAGCAGCACUUCUGACACGGGGAAGAUGGCGCGGCGCUGCGGCUGUGCCACGUCUCGGUUUACUUUGUAUCCCAGAGUUAAAGAAGCAGCAUACGCCGCCUUGUUGUGUUUUUGUCUCUUCGGUUCCGCGGCAGAGGCCGGACUGUACACCUCAUCUGACCAGAUCAUCGUGUUAAGCCCGGAAAAUGUGGAGUCGGUUGUGGUGAACUCGACAGCUGCGACUGUGGUGCAGUUUUACCUUUCUUGGUGCGGACACUGCAUCGACUUUUCUCCGCAUUACAAGAAUUUGGCCAGAGACAUACGAGAGUGGCAGCCAGCUGUUCAAUUGGCAGCAGUAGACUGCAGUGCAGAGGAGAACAAGGAGAUCUGCACCACGUACGGCGUCAAGGUGUUUCCUGUCAUAAUGUUCUUCCCUGCAUACUCCAAGGCUGGCACUGUAGGCUCGAUUGACAAAGGUUUACCCCAUGAUGUCCAACGUCUCCGUCACAUGGUCAUAGACAAACUAGAGGCUCACUCUGACCCUUGGCCCCCUGCCUGCCCCCCACUGGAGCCCAUCAGCCAAACAGAAGUUGACAGCUUCUUUGAGACAAACAAAGUACAAAAUCUGGCCCUGAUCUUUGAAAACCCUGACUCCUACAUCGGCCGAGAGGUCACCCUGGACCUCUUACAGUUUGAUAACAUUGCUGUACGUAGGGUCCUGAGCACUGAGGAAGCUCUGGUGAACAAACUGGGAGUGACUGAGUUUCCAUCAUGCUACCUUUACUAUCCCAGUGGCAAUUUCACCAGACUCAUAGUCAAUUAUGAGGCCCGUACUUUCUACUCUUACGCCCUCCAGGGGCUAAAGGGGUUGGUGCGUUCAGGAAAGCCUCCAGUAGUCAACGUAAAUGUCACCGCCAGCAGCAGUGAGAGACAAUGGAAAUCUUUCAACAGGUCCAGUGUGUAUAUGGCCGACCUGGAGGCAGCGCUGCACUACUCACUGCGUAUGGAGGUAGCUGCUCACACUGUCAUCAAAGGAGACGAGAUGAUUUCUCUCAAGAACUAUGUCAAUGCCCUGGCGAAGUACUUUCAAGGCCGACCUAUGGUGGUGAACCUGCUGAAGAAUUUAAACUCUUGGCUGCAAAACCAGACUGGAGAUGAGAUUUCCUAUGAGGCGUUUAAAGAGAUACUGGACAACACAGCACAAUCUCCAGACUCUGCUUUGCCUAAAAGUCGGGGGUGGGUGGGCUGCCAGGGUUCACAACAAAACUUCAGAGGUUACCCUUGUGGGGUGUGGACUCUCUUCCACGUUCUUACUGUCCAAGCCAGUAAUGCAAAUGGCUCAGAUCCUCAGGAGGUGCUGACGGCAAUGAGAGGCUACGUCCGCAGAUUUUUCGGCUGUAGGUACUGUGCCAAUCACUUUGAGCACAUGGCGGAAGAAAGUAUGUCGAAGGUGGAAACAUUAUCUUCAGCUGUCUUGUGGCUGUGGUCCAGUCAUAAUAUUGUCAACAACAGAAUAGCAGGUAGUGUGAGUGAAGACCCCGAAUUCCCAAAGAUUCAGUGGCCUUCACCAGCGACGUGUCCAUCCUGCCACACAGUGAGCAGAAGGGGGGAUCACGAGUGGAACAGGGAUGAGGUUCUCUCUUUCCUCAAGUUCCACUUCUCCUCUGACAGGAUCCUCACUGACUAUCUUGACGAUGAAAGCCACGUCCUGAGGAAAGAAAAAAGAAAAAAACCGAUAGACAGGAGAGCAAGGGAGGCGCCGGACCUCGCGAUGCCUUCGCUACCUUUACAAUCCACCGUGCCAGGAGAGGAGGAGGAAGAGGAGCCUCAGGAUGAAGAAGAGGAAGGUGGACAGGAAGCAGUAGCAGCAGAUGAGAUGGGCGGUGGUCGGUCUGAGCCGAAUUCUUGGGCCAAACCUAAAAUGGUGGUCGGUCAACGUAAGGAGCAGAUUCACAGAAAGCCGAGGAUGCGGGUCGUGCAGGAGGACAUCGUGGAUCUUGACUCAUUUGUCAACAACCACUACAAAGCCAAGGCGCUGCAGUUAGCUUCUGGCAGCCGUGUCAAACGACGGACCUUGAAGAGGAAGGAGGAGCAGGAGCCUGGUCCUGUAUUCGGGCUCGGUAUAGAGCUGGACCCGGGGCUCGGGAUGGUGGCACUGGAGCCUAUGGAAGCAGACAAUGAUUUGGAUUUGGGGCAGAAGAGGCAUUGGCUGCAAAAGCGAGAACUGACAGGCCAGUACUUUGAUGUGGAGCCGAGCCACAGAGGACGCUGGAUGUUUAUGCUGAGCAUUGGAUUCUCCAAAUUGGACAUUAGCCUUUGUGUCAUUCUUUAUUUCCUGUCCACUAUGUGCCUUCUUGCAAUGUACCUGUUCUUCAAAAAUCGCUACAAGCUACGGCGAGCUAAAUUACCCCUGCCUUGAACCAAAGAGUACCGAGAUUUGACCCGAGUCAGCAAUGAUUAACAUUGAUUAGGUUCAUGCAGGCUGAGGUUGGGGUUUGCAGAAGGGGGAUGUGUCCAGUCCGAACAGCUACCUGCAGAAAAAGUAAGCAACAGCACGUUCUGCUCUGAAUAUAGUGGAAGUGUAAUAAGAGGAGGAGAAGGUCGACAGUUACGUAACCUUGGACUUAAUCCAACCUGCAGACUUUUUCAGACAGCACUGCCACUGUGGUAAAUGGGUUCAUAUGAAUAUAUUGUGCUUGAGUUAAGAUUUAUUUUGUUCAAGUUUGUGACUCUGAUUUACCACUUAUGGAGGAAAAAAAAUUAAACCCAAUGGUAGAUGAAGUUUUUUGUGUUAUUAAUUUGUAUGAAACAAAUGUAGAUAAUUAGUUUUUCUUUGUUUGUGUGAGUGCAGGGUGCUAAGCUUUGCUGUGGAUGAUUUGGUUGCUUUAUUAAAGUGAUAAAAACCUUCUGUGCUAUUAACCUGUGCAUUAUGACCAAAACAGUAGAUUUCAGUAGUGAUGUGUAUGUGUUUAGUGAAUACUCACAGGUGAUUUAAAAAUAAUGUGUUUUGUUAUAUCUUGAAGUACAGAUGGACUGUCAAUCAUUUAUUUUGCAUUUCCCACCCAAAGCUCUGGGUGGGAGAUACAAAUGUUCACACUGGACAAAGGUUUCAAGGAUAAGUUGGAUUUGGUUUUUUUGCUAGUGUCCACAAUGCAUUUCUAUUUCUGAGGAUUGUAUUACUUAUUUAGCUGGUUCUGAAAGGUGUGUGGCUUAAACACAGAUGCAUACAACUUC